Molecule: messenger RNA, 1724 nt
Organism: Nelumbo nucifera (sacred lotus)
Lineage: Eukaryota; Viridiplantae; Streptophyta; Magnoliopsida; Proteales; Nelumbonaceae
Source: RefSeq, a predicted model, not a curated record
AUGGCCCCAAACCGUUUUACUCGAGCCAGAUGAUAGGCCCAUGGCGCUCUAGCGCUAGUAGCAACCAGUAAGGUUGUUUUCGUAAAGUUUAUUCAUAAAAUUACUAAAAGGCCCUCCAUGCUUUCUUCCGUUCUCCGCCACCUGAAUUCUUAAUUGGCGGGCGGUGACGCGGUGUGAUGUCGGUGGUCAAUGUUUACUUCCUACGGUGCUGGUGCCACAGCCCUCCUUGUACAGUUGUACACUCCCUCGUCAGCCUGCGCAGCUGUGCUCCGCUACCAUGGCCGGCUGGUCGGACCUUCCGGACGAACUCUUAGUUCUCAUAUGGAAACGGCUGAACUUGGUUGAUUGUAUUCGCUUCUCCGCCGUUUGCCCCUCCUGGAAAUUUGCAGCAGAAGGGAUGCUGAAUCCUCUCGACCCUCCAUCCCCCCACUCACCCUGGCUUAUGCUCCCGGAAACCUACGCUGAAACUCGCAAAUUCUUUAGCCUCUCAGAGUAAAAACUCUACAAGAUCAAAUUUCCCAAGCAGUUCUGUAACGCUGUCUGCUUUGGGUCCUUCCAUGGUUGGUUGGCACUCCAGGACGAAAACUGUGAUGCUCAUCUCGUAAAUCCUUUCUCUCCUACAGUCCCUCGAAUCCGACUCCCACCCCACCCGUGGCGACUCUCCCCUAUGUUUCGAACGCCCGCCGAUCAGAAUCCAGUGCCGUAAUCGAAUAUAUAUUUUCCGACGGAUUCUCCGACACCCCUGCCAACCUCCGAGGGUAUUUCAUACAUAAAGUGGUUCUGUCCUCAAGUCCAACGUUAGCUCCGCACGACUACAUAGCCAUGAUAACCCACGGCGAGCAAGGAGAUUUGGCCUUCUGUAGAGCUGGAGAUGAGUCAUGGACCAUUUUGAGGAGAGGCUUCCGUCCUUACGAUGACAUCAUUUACCACAAGGAGAGAUUCUACACAUUGGGUAAUCAUGGAGGUUUAGACGCUUGGGAUGUUUCUUCCUCUUCUCCCAAGAGGACUGUAAUUGCACAGGUUCCGCCAGUGUUGACUGGUGGCAGAGUUAUUCAUAAGAGAUACUUAGUGGAGUCGUCAGGCGAUUUAUUGUUGGUUCUGAGGCAUGAUUACUUCGAUGAUGACGCCAACAGUCCUUCCCAGCUACAUAGAACAGGUGGCUUCAAGGUUUUCAAGCUAGAGGAGCGGAGCUCUAUGAACCCCAGGUGGGUGGAGGUGAAAAGCAUAGGUGACCGUGUGUUGUUCUUGGGUGACAACUAUUCUGUUUCUAUCUCUGCUCGUGAAUUUCCCGAAUGCAGUGCGAACUGCAUCUAUUUCACCGACGACAAUGGACUAGAUUGCUCCAUAAAUACAGAAUGGGGAGUUCAUGAUUUGGGCAUCUUCAACAUACAAGAGAAAACCAUCCAGUCAUGUUACCCAACAGAAUCACUGCGAAUUAUUGGCCGUUCGGUUUGGGUUACUCCAUCUCUAUAGCUUUUUUAGCUUGUUCAUUUGAGUUGUGUUGCUAUUUCUCCUAUUUUCUUCACAUCUUAAGUACUAGAUGGUUGUGUGCAUGCUCUCUGUUACAGAAUACAGUUUUUGAUUCUUAAUAUUGCCUUCUUGCCAGACUGGUAUGUUCAAUUUCUAUUGCUUGAUAGGCAAUAAAAGAAUUAUAGUUUAGUUCCUUUCUGCGACAGUAAUUUCCCAGUUCACAUCAAUGUUAAAGGGGUGUUUCUCUUUGUUAA